Plasmodium coatneyi is the source of this 1626-nucleotide messenger RNA. RefSeq lists its product as uncharacterized. The coding region runs from base 1 to 1626 and encodes 541 amino acids. The transcript has 2 exons. Lineage: Eukaryota; Apicomplexa; Aconoidasida; Haemosporida; Plasmodiidae. The record is from RefSeq and is a predicted model, not a curated record.
AUGGCUGCUCUAAGCAAAUACAAUAACAAUAGGGGGAAAAUGAAUAUCUUCCCGUUCGCCGUGAAGGUUUUCACCUUUGCGGGAAUUGUAGCUUGUUCCUUCCAAAACUACGAAAAUGACUCAUAUACGAUGUCAUGCAGGAGGAGCAACGGAUACAAUGCUCCGUCAUAUGAGACAAGGUUCAACAGAAUGUUAGCUGAAACCGCCGAAGCUGCCGCUUCUUAUACGGCCGAUGUUGCCACUGCUGAUGCUGCUGACGAUGCCUCUCCUGAUACGGCCUAUGCUGCCACGUCUGAUACGGUCGAUGGUGCCACGUCUGAUAAGGUCGAUGGUGCCACCUCUGAUAAGGUCGAUGGUGCCACUCCAGAUACUGCCGAUGGUGCCUCUCCUGAUGCUGGCGAUGCUGCUACUAAGGAAGAAGAACCCAGCCAGAAAAGCAUAUUCGAAGAAAUGAUAGGGAGCUUUGUAGGUACUGCCUGUGAACAAUACGAGAAGGAAGUGAAACCAAAGUAUGAUGAAAUCGCAACUUCCCUUAAGGAAAAUUUCGAGAAAGAUAUGAAGCCUAAGAUAGAAGGAAUUAAGAAAAAAAUUAAGGAGAAUUACGAAGAGGGCUUAAAAGCAACAUUAGAUAGCUUAAGAGAUAAACUAAAGGAAUUUGAAAAGGAUCUCUCAGAAUUAUGUGCAGAUGAGGAAUCAAGUAGCAACAACAUAAUCGAUGUAGAAUUAAAUUUCGAUGACGAAAGUGAUAUUCCAUCUGUUGAUGACGUUGCUGAGGAUGUUCUUGAUCAAUUACAAGACUCUCAAUGGUCUAUUCAUUCAAAAUACGAAGAUUUAAGAGAUGAAUUUCUUACCAAAUUGAAGGAUAUCCAAAAGGAAGUAAAACCAAAGAUUGAUGAACUUACCCAGAAAUAUUUGAGUGAACUCGAAUCGGAAAUGAAACCCAAAUUUGAUCAGUUAGCUUCCACCAUAAAAGACAUUCAGAAUGAAAUUAAACCCCAAUUUGAUGAUAUUAAAGAAAAGCUAUUAAAAGAUAUCCAAGAAGAAGUCGGGCCCAAAAUACAAGUGUUUGCUGAUAAAAUUUCCGAUCUAGAGAAAGAAGUCAUUCCACACAUGAAUAAAUUCGCUGAUAAAAUUAAAGAUAUCGAAAAAGAUGUUCAACCUAAAAUUGAUGAUUUAAAAGCUAAAUUUAUAGAACUUGAAAAGGAAGUAAAACCCAAAGUUGAAGACUUCGCAUCCAAAUUAAACAUUGAAAUUAAUGAGGACGUAAAAAAGAAAAUUGAAAAUGUUGUGAACAAAGUAAAAAAUGACGUUGAAACUGAAGUGAAACAGAAAAUUCAAGAUUUCGCAUGUAAGGUGAGAAUUGAUAUUGAGAGAGAUAUGAAACCAGCUGUCGAUGAAUUAAGAAAAGUUGUUGUAGAGAAGUUAAGCGAAAUUGAUCAAGAUUAUGGCCCAGCAUUUGAACAAACCCUAAAAGAAGGAUUCGAAAAGAUCCGUGAAAAUAUACCAGUGAAGAAGGAAGAUAUCAUGGAAGUACAGAAAACUAUUACAGAAAACUUAAAGGCCUGCAAAGAAACCGUGAAUUCGGUGUUCAAUGGAAAAUUGUUACGUGGAUUUAAAUUGUUAUAA